UCGCCUGGCCUGGAGCAAGACUGCGCUAGGGAAGGCUGCUCCAUUCUUCCAGUGCCCAAGCGGGGCCCAAAGAGCACCUCAGAGAGAGGGGGAGGGCGAAAACCAAAGGAUCGAUCGCUUGCUAGCCCCCCAACGUGGAAAGUGGCAACGCUGCUCUGGAGAAAUGCGCGCAGCCACGCAAGCAAGCGGUUGAUUCCAGCGCUCCCGGACGGGCGCUUCAAGCGGCUCACGGGCUUAGACCGCCAACCGGGCGCGCAACCGAGGUUGUCCCGGGCGAGAAACCCAGAAGCGAGGAGGAACCGCCUCAGCGAAAGCGCGGUAUUUUAAAAGCGCGCGGCUGCUUCCGGCAAUCGGCGACCGCGGCCCCUUUAAGCGUGGAAAGGCUGGCCUUCUCUGCGCAGGCGGCGCAGCAAGUGGGAUGCGCCGCGGGGAGGAGGACUAGGGAAGGAGGAAGCAGACGGACAGGUUUCUCCGGGCGGCUUCGGGGGAGGCCUAAAUCCGGAGGCGCACCCGGCGUGAACAUCCUCGGGAACGACCUGAGAUGCCUUAGCCCUUUGCAACCCUCUGCUCCCUCUCGGCGGGGAGCAGGGCUCCGGCGGAGGCUUGGCAACAUGAACCGGGUCCAGCUGAAGCGCUCUGCGAUCCUGAAAAUGGCCCUCGGCGGUGCGUCGGAGCCGCUUCUCCAGCAGGAGGUGGAGGAGGAAGAGGAAGAUAGCGGCAGCAGCAAGGAGUCUCCGUUCCUCUUGCGGGCCGUCCGGAUCGCCGUCGUGGUCUGCCUUUACUGGUUCAUUUCUAUCACCAUGGUCUUCCUCAACAAGUAUUUGCUGAGCAGCCAGUCGCUGCGCCUGGAUGCGCCGCUCUUCGUCACUUUCUACCAGUGCCUUGUGACCGUCCUCAUUUGCAAGCUGCUUAGCCUGCUGGCCUCCUGCUGCCCGCGGGGCUUCGUGGACUUUCCCUCCAUCCGGAUGGACCUCAAGGUCUCCCGCAGCGUCCUGCCCCUUUCCCUGGUCUUCAUUGGCAUGAUCACCUUCAACAACCUGUGCCUCAAAUUCGUUGGUGUGGCCUUCUACAACGUGGGCCGCUCCCUCACCACCGUGUUCAAUGUGCUCCUCUCUUACUUGCUCCUGAAGCAAACCACAUCCUUGUACGCCCUUCUUUCAUGUGGGAUUAUCAUUGGUGGCUUUUGGCUUGGGAUAGAUCAAGAGGGAGCAGAAGGCACUCUGUCCUGGGCAGGCAUCAUUUUUGGAAUACUUGCCAGCCUGUGUGUCUCACUGAAUGCUAUUUACACUAAAAAAGUUCUUCCAGCUGUGGAUGGCAGCAUCUGGCGUCUGACUUUCUAUAACAAUAUCAAUGCUUGCGUCUUGUUUUUGCCCCUUUUGUUGUUUACAAAUGAGUUCUUCACACUAUACCACUUCGAUAAAUUGGGAAGCAUCCAUUUCUGGGGCAUGAUGACUCUAAGUGGGAUAUUUGGCUUUGCUAUCGGCUAUGUGACUGGACUUCAGAUCAAAUAUACCAGCCCACUUACACAUAACGUUUCUGGGACUGCCAAAGCCUGUGCCCAGACAGUGUUAGCUGUCUGCUAUUAUGAAGAAACCAAGAGCUUUUUGUGGUGGGCUAGUAACAUGAUGGUUUUAGCAGGCUCUUUUGCAUAUACCUGGGUAAAAGGGUUGGAGAUGAAGAAGGUACAGCUAGAACCUCUUCCAAAAGCAAAUGAAAAAAAUGACAAUCUGGUCUGAAUUCACUAGUCUUGCAUUUCGCUCAAGGAAUAAAAUGAAGUUUAGCUAGCAAGAGAUAGCUUAAUGUUUCCAGGCAAGCCUAGCCUAUGAUUACCCAUGUAGAAAAUAGAAGGCAGGGCGAGAUUUCCAAUGUACUGCAUAUUUGUUACAAUAAUCACUGGAAAAGGAUAAUUUUUUUACAAGUGAUUUUCUUUUCCAAACACCUCUUUAGUAAAGGUGGGGGAGGGAGGGGUGUUCUAUUAAAAACAACUUUAAGAAAGUAGGAAUAGCUGGGUCCUUGCUCUACUUGCUUGAAGUUAUGUGUGUCUUCUGUAGAUAUGUUUCUUUGUCUCCUCACACAUCACACUGAGCUGCCCAGUUUGCUUCCUGGAGAAGCAGGAGAACAAUUCUCUUAGAUUGCUGGCUCUCCUGCCCUUGUGGGGCAAACAAGUUGCAAGAAAUACAGAAUUGCAACUUGUCUGGCGAAAAGGUAAUCCCAAUGCCAGGAUUCUCAAGCAUUUUUCUGCCAGUGCUUCUCAGCACAUUUAUCAUUCCUCUGGACAGCCUAAUUGGAAAGCAACUGAACGAAAGAAAAUAGGAAAGGGCAUUGAAAGCUCCCUUGGUUUGGUUUCUUCUAGAUCUAAAUGUCUUUAGGUAGUCAACUAUUUUUCCCAGCACUGUUGAAGAAACAGAUGUCAAUGGUUAUUAGUGGACUCUUACAAAGUGAAAGUAUCACCAUGUUCUUGCUCUUAAAGCUCAUUUCUUGGGUGAGUGCAUUUGUUUUUGAUAUGCACUCUCCUUAUUAAGAAGGCCUUCUUGGCUUCAGGAGCCAAACUUCAUUGGAAUGUGUAAUUCCAUUUGCCUUUGACCUUUGCUAGCGUCCUUACCUUGUUCUCACUUUCCUAAUUUUGUGUUGGAAAGCGUAGAUCCCCAUGGUAGAUCUGCAACUGAUAAAUGUGUUUAAUAAAGUGUUGAUUUGUUAUUUUCAGAAUGGCUCUUUGCUUUGUUUGCAACAGUAGAAAUGAUAGGGAAGUAGAGCAGAGGGCACUGAUAAUACAUUGCCUCCUGACUCACAGGCAAAAUUCUUUAAAACCCAACACUGAAGGAGAAUUAGUUAAAGAGUUUAUUGUCCUUACAGACUGCUUAUAUUUUUUUCUGGAUGCAUCAGGUUAGCCACUGUGCUACAAAGACUCUGGGCUUAAUGGCCCAUUUUCCUGUACGUUACACGUAAACGUUAAACGUAAAUUUAAACAAUGUACACAAAGGCAAACACAAAUAUGUAUAAUCCUCAAUUUAAUAAUGGUCACAAGUUGUGCAGAUUAUAAAGCCAGGUGACCAUGUGACCACACCUAAUUUUAUGAUCUUUUUUGAAUCGGUCAUUAAGCUGACCCAAUCAAUUGGAUUUUU
Molecule: messenger RNA, 3122 nt
Organism: Thamnophis elegans (Western terrestrial garter snake)
Lineage: Eukaryota; Metazoa; Chordata; Lepidosauria; Squamata; Natricidae
Gene: SLC35C1
Product: solute carrier family 35 member C1
Exons: 2
Coding region: 612-1736 (374 amino acids)
Biological process (GO): protein O-linked glycosylation via fucose; GDP-fucose import into Golgi lumen
Cellular component (GO): Golgi apparatus
Molecular function (GO): antiporter activity
Source: RefSeq, a predicted model, not a curated record